Molecule: messenger RNA, 492 nt
Organism: Lactuca virosa
Lineage: Eukaryota; Viridiplantae; Streptophyta; Magnoliopsida; Asterales; Asteraceae
Source: the annotation of a GenBank genome assembly
AUGAUGAGGAGGAACCAUUUGAAAAAAGAAAAGGCCUCUGAGGAGGAAGAAUCAUGUAAAAAAGAAGAAGAACCCAGUAAGGAAGAAAAGCCUACUGAGGAAUCCGCUAGUGAGGAAGAGUCUUCGAAAAAAGAAGAACCUAUGCAACCCCCACCUUCUUUCCGACCCUACCGAUCUAAUCUGGGGGCUACAGUACUAUGCAUGAACACUCCAAGGAAGAAGAUCCCACGACCCCUUCCUCAGAAGAUAUCACUCAAACCUGCACCAGACUCUCUAUCUGCACUAAAGAAAACCCAAAUAUCAUCUCGGAAUCCAUACCGGUUUACCAAUAUACUGCAGGAGUGCAGGAAUGAUAAGGUAAUUCCCUCAAGGUAUGAGGUGGAUGAGCUAUCUCAGGCUCAUCCACCCAUUCCUCUCACAAUAGAGCCAACAUAUAGCACCGUACCCUUAUUUUUGGUACGAAGUUCUCGUCUUGGGCAUCAAAUUCGAUAA